Messenger RNA from Neohortaea acidophila, 1177 nucleotides. RefSeq lists its product as uncharacterized. The transcript is spliced from 3 exons. Lineage: Eukaryota; Fungi; Ascomycota; Dothideomycetes; Mycosphaerellales; Teratosphaeriaceae. Bases 172 to 1110 code for a protein of 312 amino acids. The record is from RefSeq and is a predicted model, not a curated record.
ACGAGAGCCUAAGGUAGCCUUGUGCUGGCCAUCCCGGCUGUCCGUCCACCUCGUCAUUGCAACGGAGUAAAUAUAAAUACCCACGCUCUUCGCUCGGUACUGCACUCACCAACAGCAAAGCAAAUCCCCCAUUAUCCAAAUCAAUCAAUCACCCCCUCGAAUCACUCCAACAUGUCCAAAGUCUUCACCGUCUUUGGUGCGACUGGCAAGCAAGGCGGUUCCGUCAUCGACGCCGUCCUACGCAAUCCGGAACUGUCCAAAACCUACCGUUUGCGUGGUGUCACCCGCGAUCCCACAAAGGGCAAUGCAUUGAAGCUCAAAGAAAAAGGCGUCGAGGUCGUGGCUGGAGAUCAAAACGACCUGGCCAGUUUGCGCACAGCCGUGCGAGGCUCGUCCGCCGUCUUUGCCGUCACCAAUUUCUUCGAAAGUAUGAGUGGAGAGACCGAGUUCGCGCAGGGCAAAGCCAUGGCCGACGCCGCCGCGGCCGAGGGCGUCGAAUACUUCAUCGCCUCCACCCUUCCCAACGCCGCCGUCGUGACCAACGGCGCCCUGGCGCACAUUGACCACUUCAACAGCAAGGCCAAGAUUGAAGAAUACGCUCGCACCCUGCCCUUCAAGAGCGCCUUUUUCUGGCCCGCAAUGUUUGCCCAGGAAAUCAAUGGGCACGAUUUGAUCCCCAAAAAGCAAGACGAUGGCACCUACGCUCUAUACUGCAUCUGGGCACCAGACUCCAAGGUCCCUCUCAUCGACAUCGUCGCCGACACAGGCAAGUGCGUCGCGCAACUCCUCAAAGACCCCGAGCGAUGGAACGGCAAGCGCAUCUACGGCGCCGGCGGCUUCUACACCCCGACCGAAAUGGCCGACAUCCUCAGCAAGGAGACGGGCAAGACGGUCAAGUACGUGCAGCUUCCCGACAAGGUUUUCACGGGCUUCUUCCCCGAGCCGCUGCAAGAGGAGUUUUACGAAAUGUUCAUGCUCAUGCGCGACUGGAAGUAUUUUGGCCCCGAGGGCAAGGGAGCGGAGGCCGAGCUGGCGGAUAGCCAUGCUGCCAUGGACGAGAAGCCGACUACAUUUGCCGAGUUUGUUCGCAAGAACAAGUGGUUUGAUUAGACGUGUGUGUAUUGAUAAGCGGAUCUUAAAUAUAUUUGAGUGAACAAUGGCAUCUCUAUACUAUAUA